GUUAUAAUUCCAGGAAGAACCUUACUCUUUUCAAAAAUAGCUCCCAUCACCUGCCAAUUCAUCACCAUUCCAACCCAGCCACCCCACCGGUGUGGUCAGACCAGGUCUGGCCCGUUGGCAUGGCGAUGAUGGAGGAAGGGGCGCGGAGCUGCCUGCUUCAGUCACGCUCCAGCCUGGAGCAGGACAUCAGGGCUUCCUACCUGAUGGAUCACAUGAUCAGUGACGGUGUGCUGACUGGGGACGAGGAGGACAGGAUCAGGAGCAAGCCCACCAGGAGAGAGCAGGCGGCGGCCCUGCUGGAGCUGCUCCUGAGGAAGGAUAACCAGGCCUACAUCUCCUUCUACAAUGCCCUGGUCCGCGAGAGCUACGGAGACCUGGCCAGCCUGCUCCACAACAGCCUGCCCCUGGUCUCCCCUGAGGCUGAGAAGAGCUUCUCAGACGGUGGCACCCGCUAUGAUGAACGUGGUACCUUCAGGCGAUUGGAAAUUGCUCCUAAGGAUGAACCAGACGUGUGGAGGUCUACAAAAAAAUUAAGAAUCUGA
This is a messenger RNA of Oncorhynchus gorbuscha (pink salmon), 542 nucleotides long. RefSeq names its product apoptotic protease-activating factor 1-like. The transcript has 4 exons. Gene Ontology annotation, biological process: regulation of apoptotic process. Lineage: Eukaryota; Metazoa; Chordata; Actinopteri; Salmoniformes; Salmonidae. Gene Ontology annotation, molecular function: protease binding; death domain binding. The coding region runs from base 120 to 542 and encodes 140 amino acids. The record is from RefSeq and is a predicted model, not a curated record.